Molecule: messenger RNA, 1038 nt
Organism: Diversispora eburnea
Lineage: Eukaryota; Fungi; Glomeromycota; Glomeromycetes; Diversisporales; Diversisporaceae
Source: the annotation of a GenBank genome assembly
AUGUUUCUUGAUAAUGCAACGAAUAAAGCAUUAGAAAGAAUUUCGAAUUUCCAAGAAAAAGGCAAUGAAGCAUUUGUUAAAGGAGAAUUUGAAACCGCACGACAAGAGUAUGCUAAAGGAAUUGAAGUUACACCUAAAGACCCUCGAUUAUGGUCAAACCGUGCGCAAACCUUUAUUGAACUUGGAUAUCCUGAACUUACGAUAGCUGAUGCCAUUAAUUCACUCUCUCUCAUUGAACCAAAGAUUAUUAGUGGCAAAUAUGAGGAUGCUGAUAUGGUAUUAUUUUGUAAUAGUGGAUGGAGGAAAGCGGAAGCAUUGGCCAAUUGCGAUGAAUAUGGAUCAGCAUCAAUGGAAUUGGAGAGACUAUCUCAAAUUUCUAAUAGGCGACCAGUGUCAGAUAAUAUGGACUCAGAUCGGUACAUAUUGAUUGAACAAGUUGGAAAAAUGUGCAAGUUUUCAAGUCGUGGAGCUUACCCGUGGGACAUUCGUAAUCAAGAGCAUUGUAACUUAGAGAGUCUUGCUUCUGUUCAGAAACUUUUGGAUAAGAUAUCUCGAAAUAGUAUCAAAGUGUCAUUAGUUAGCUUUCCUGAUACUUCACAAUCACACGAAUUUGGCAUAGUGGCGACAAAGAAUAUAAAAAAAGGAACCCUUCUGUUUAACGUAAAACCGCUAAUUUCGGUUCACGCUCCUGGUCAACAGCGACUAAAUGGUGAAUCUAAAUCAUCUAGUUCUUCUCUUCUAUUUGUUCUUAAAAUCUUUGCCAUUGCCAAACAACGAGAUAAUUGUCCUUUAGACAUUGAAGAGAUCAAGCACAUUUUUCCCUUCCAACAUUCAACUGCAUGGAAAACCAAAGCCGGUUCUGCUUUAUUAAAUCCUUUGACAGUAACAGGACAAUUAUAUUCUAUAAUCCCUCUUUUUAACCAUCAUUGUGAUUCAAAUGCCAGUCUUUCAGAUGUUAUAACUAAAUCAAUUCUACUUGGAAAUCCAAUUUCAUCCGAGAUCAAUUUGUCAUCAGGAAUCGAAGCAACCGUUUUAUGA